Oenanthe melanoleuca is the source of this 2034-nucleotide messenger RNA. RefSeq names its product C-type lectin domain family 2 member D-like. Lineage: Eukaryota; Metazoa; Chordata; Aves; Passeriformes; Muscicapidae. The transcript is spliced from 5 exons. The record is from RefSeq and is a predicted model, not a curated record. Bases 1 to 870 code for a protein of 289 amino acids.
AUGUCCCUUUCCGUGGGCCAUCCCCGUGGGUGUUCAGCAGUUCCCGAGGCCGAUCUCCUAAAGGCUUUUUCAGCACUUUCGAUGUAUCGGGAGCACAGGGCUGAUUCUUUGAAUCAGUAUGAUUCCGGCUGUGACGACUCUCUCCAGUCUCUGAAUCGCUUUGAUGAGCUUCUAAAUUACCUCCUGCAUCUCCAGGAGGGACCAGCAGCCGGGCUGACACACUUGCCUGGCACGCAAGAAACGACUCGUGAGCGUGCAGUGAGUGAAGAUGCGGACAAUGGAAUCUGCAGCAGCGAUGGCAGAGUGAGGGAGCCCCUGGAUCCCCAGGCCACAUCAGCAACCGGCCAUGGGCACAGAAGCAUCCUCAGAAGAUUUCUGGGCGAGUGGUUCAGCUGCCAUCCUGGGGUUAUCUUGGUGCUGAUCCUGCUCCUGUUGCUGGUGCUGGCGUUGGCGGUGGCCUUGGCUGUGCAGUCAGCAACACAGGCUCCAGUUCUACCUGCGACUCCGCUGCUGAUUUUGGGCUGUCCCCCUCGCUGGGUUGGAUACAAUGGACUCUGCUACUACUUCUCAAAGGAUUACAGCACCUGGGAUGAGGCUCAGGAGCGGUGCUCGGAGCUCGGGGCCUCCCUGGCCAUUGUCAAGGAUGAGGCAAUGGAUUUGCUCUUCCGCCUCGGCGGGAACGGCGAUUACUGGGUGGGGCUGCGCAGAUGGGGCGAGCACCUGCAGUGGGGGGACGGCAGCAGCUUCAGCUCCUCGGUUCCUGUCCUGGGCAAUUCCGAGUGUGUGUACCUGGCUGAGGAGAAAUUCAGGAGUGUGAUCUGCUCGAAUCCGCACCCGUAUCUCUGCAGCAAGCCCCGAGCUCCCCUGUAACAGGGGCUGGAGAAAGGAGCUUCUCCACGCUGGGCAGUCCCAGCUUCACCUCUCAGCCCAGCUCAGGGCUGGCCUUUCUCAGCUGCACCCUGUGCCUUGCACUUGCUCUCAGGGUCACCUCAGUGCCUGUUCAUCCCCCCUGCCAGCGCUGGGCUGGCUGUUCAAAGGAAAAGUCUCUGCAAUCCAUCCUGCCAGCCGUGCUAGCUGGAGUGAGGGGAUUGCCCUCAGUGCACAACAAGCUCUGGUUGAAGAAUGGUCUCUCUCUCUGCCUGUGUCUCUGUCUGUCUAUCUCUCUGUCUGUCUUUUUGUCUGUUGUGAAGGAUCUAACUGCUCUGCUGGAGGAAAGCCAGGGUGGAGCAGGACAAGGAAUACUCUCCCUGAGGGGGAAGCAGACACACGAUGUGACUGUAACCCCCAUCCCUUUGUGGUGCAGUGUGUGAAACAGAGAAUUCUUCAGAGUGAGAUCAGAGUGCAGGGAUUCAAUUAAAACUUUUAAACAGAUUACUGUAUAUUAAGCCAGUCAUAUAUGAAACAGAGAUGUGAGCUUCUAUUUUAAGUAUGCAUGUAAGUUGAUAUUUAUAUAAUUUUUAUUUGUAUUAUUCAUAUUACCUUUUUACUGCCUUAAGAAUAAAAGACAUAGAAUUCAGCGUUAAAAAAAAGUUUUACUGAGAACUUAGAAACAAAAAUAAAUCUCAAAAACAAGUCUCAGUGAAAGGUUAAAAACCAUAUUUUAGACCAAAAAAAAAAAAAAAAAAAGAAUAAUGCUUGCAUUUUUCUGAUAGAACAGAUAAGCUAUAUAUGCAGAUUCUAUGUAAAUGAUUGUAUUAAAAAAUUAGAAAUCUGAGAGUUUUAAAAGAAAUGUUUCAGAUUCGUGUUUUUAACUCACUGGAUAAUUUGUAAAUAAAUGAAUGCAUUGGUGAGAGACUCUCUCUCUUUCUCUCUUUCUCUCUCUCUUUCUCUCACCACCAUCAUCAUCAUCGAGAAGACAGGAGCUGUGGCUGCAACUUCAUCCCUCUAGGGGCCUUGAACCAAAACUGCUUCUGCUUCUAAUGGGGGCUUUACUUCUAUUUGGGACUCUAUACUGAAAGCUUUUAGUACUGACUUGAACACUUGGGACUCUGUGCCUUUUGAGAGUACUGUACCUUUAAAAUAAAAAAAUUUUUA